This is a messenger RNA of Komagataella phaffii GS115, 333 nucleotides long. RefSeq lists its product as hypothetical. The transcript has a single exon. NCBI's taxonomy places the organism in Eukaryota, Fungi, Ascomycota, Pichiomycetes, Pichiales, Pichiaceae. The record is from RefSeq and is a predicted model, not a curated record. Bases 1 to 333 code for a protein of 110 amino acids.
AUGGUGUUAGGUUGUUAUUUUCUUCCUAUUCAGAAACGAUCCAACUGGUCCCAUCCCUGCUCUCCACUUUGGCAAGAGGUUGAAAUGUCAGGGAAAAAAACGCUUCCAAAAGAAGUUAUCCAGAGAGGGCGAUAUAUACAGCUGAUUAUUUUUGGACUGCCCUUGGUUAUUCUCCCAGGAUACGAACUUUAUCAGAGAAUCUUCAAUGGUAAAGAAAGGAAGAUUCAACAGGGUGAAAUACUUUCUGAUGGAACUUUGAGAGAGUUCAGUGAGUAUGAAAAGUAUGAAGUGCACAAGAAUAGUUGGUUGACAAGAAUUUUUGGAGAAAGGUAA